AUGAUUCAGCCCCUGUUCGCUGCAUCAUCAAAGUUUACUGGCCGACAGUUCAAGACAUCAAAGGCUCAAAAGCCGUGUCGAGAUCAGUUCUAUGUAUUUGUGAUCCUUGGCCGGCGGUUCCGCGUGAUUCGCCUCGAAUUGCCUCAUUUGCCUCAUUUGCCUCGGCUUCGUGUAUCUGGUUACUGGGCCUGCACUCUUCGGGACGGUGAGCAUCAUUUUCUACUCAAAAUGAGCCAAAUUAAGGCCUUCCUCGCUUUUUUCGGAUCAUUUAUGCAACUCGUCAAUCCCGAAUAA
This is a messenger RNA of Protopolystoma xenopodis, 294 nucleotides long. The record is from the annotation of a GenBank genome assembly. Lineage: Eukaryota; Metazoa; Platyhelminthes; Monogenea; Polystomatidea; Polystomatidae.